Nelumbo nucifera (sacred lotus) is the source of this 711-nucleotide messenger RNA. It is a transcript of the gene LBD20, whose product is annotated as LOB domain-containing protein 20. Gene Ontology annotation, cellular component: nucleus. Gene Ontology annotation, biological process: hormone-mediated signaling pathway; positive regulation of DNA-templated transcription. NCBI's taxonomy places the organism in Eukaryota, Viridiplantae, Streptophyta, Magnoliopsida, Proteales, Nelumbonaceae. The record is from RefSeq and is a predicted model, not a curated record.
AUGGACAUGCGACAAGGUGGCGACACGUCCGAGAAGGCCUCGUGCAACAGUCGCCGCGGUGGCGCCGGGAAACGCCCGGCCGCUCCGUCGGCAGCGGCGGUGCCAUCCGCAGCGGCUCCAUGCGGAGCAUGCAAGUUCUUGAGGCGGAAAUGCAUAAGCGGAUGCAUCUUCGCACCAUACUUCGGGACAGACCAAGGGGCUGCUCGCUUUGCAGCUGUGCACAAGGUGUUCGGCGCGAGUAAUGUGUCAAAGCUUCUCCUGCAUGUUCCGACAAACCGACGGCACGACACCGUCGUCACUAUAUCUUACGAGGCCCAGGCUCGGCUGUCUGAUCCUGUUUAUGGCUGCGUCUCCACCAUUCUCGCCUUACAGCAGCAGGUGGCCGCGUUGCAAGCGGAGCUUUCGGUGGUGCAGGAGCAGCUGAUUAACAACAGGUUGGCCGUAGCAAACGCCCUGCAGCUGCAGAUGAGCACGCAGCAGCACUUAUCAGUGCUGCAGCCAGCAUUCUCGAACAAUUCCACGGCUUCGAACAAUCUGGUCACCAUGAGCGGCCUCCCUUCUAGUUUCGACCUCGCAAUUGAAAUGGGUCCGUCGCCUCGCAGCUUUGAGCCUCUUCAGCUGUUCCAACCAAUGCAGGAUGAAGAUGAAGAUGAGGAGGAGAUCCAGAACCCAGUGAUUUUAGAGAAUCAGAUACUUCAUCGCCAGAAAUGA